ACCAAGAUGUCGUCCGUCAGCUGUCCGCGAACCUUCAAUCGAAAUAAAUAAAAGUGCAUCCGUCGAAAACCGUAAUUGUUAACAGAAAUAAAUUUGAUGAAACGUUCGGACGCGUUCAGCAUGUAACAAGCAUGGGCUUUGGCGAAAAUGUCAACGGGCACAGCGACAUUUCUAGGCACUGUGAGAAUAAAAUGCAGCUGUACGCCCCUUCUCUUGGAGAAUUUGGACCGAAUUUCGGUGUUGUUCGCGGCGCGACUUGAGGAGGCCCACAGCAAAGACGAGUUUGUCGAUUUCGAAGUGCAUUCGUUGGCCCCCAGCGGGUGCGAACGCGCCCCCAGCGCUGACUUCAUAACCAGGUUGCAGAAAUAUGUAGACGACAUUUGCGGCGAAGGAUGUCAGCGUUCCGUUGCUGGCGAAGAUUCCAGCUACGAUUCGGACUACGAUGCUGAUCCGACGCCUAGCCGCCACCAAGAUGUCUCGAGAACGGCCAGCGACACGCUCGCCGCUGAAUACGCCGAGUACGUCGAGACGACUCCAUCGGAUGCCUCACCUGGUUACACGGCCCGCGUGGAGUUCGCCCUGAAGCUCGGCUACACCGAAAAGCUGGUGCAGGCGGCGUUACAGAAGUUGGGGCCCUCGCCGGCGCAAAACGAGUUGCUAGCAGAGUUGAUCAAGUUGGGGGCACAGAAGGGGGGCUCAUGCGAUAGCAGUCCGUCGGAGAGCACGCUGGACGUGACCGAUGUCCAAGGGGAACAGGCCGGAGGGCACACACUGAGGCCGAUCGUUAUCGAUGGCAGCAAUGUGGCGAUGAGUCACGGCAACAAGGAGAUAUUCUCAUGUCGCGGCAUAAAGAUCUGCGUUGACUGGUUUAAGGCCCGCGGCCACAAAGACAUCACCGUCUUCGUGCCGAAAUGGCGGAAGGAAGCCCCCCGUCCCGACAACCCCGUCCGUGACCAAGACAUUUUGGCAGAACUGGAAAAAGAAAGACUGCUCGUAUUUACUCCCUCMCGUCUCGUCGGCGGCAAACGAAUGGUCUGUUACGACGAUCGCUACAUCCUCCGUUUGGCGGCCGAAGAGGACGGCAUCGUCGUCAGCAAUGACAACUAUCGAGACCUCUGUCAAGAAAGCGCCGAAUUUCGCAAAGUUGUUGAAGAACGAAUCCUUAUGUACAGUUUUGUCAAUGACCGUUUCAUGCCUCCGGAUGACCCCCUCGGCCGCUCCGGUCCCACCCUCGAAAAUUUUCUACGGACUCAACCCAAAAAGGGUGACCCRCCGCCCCCUUGUCCUUACGCGAAAAAAUGCACCUACGGCAACAAAUGCAAGUACCACCACCCCGAACGUGGACCAUUUCCUCACAAGAGUGUCACCGAACGAUUAUCAGAACACGCACAGAGACACCUCCAAGCCAGAGAAGGGGAUGUGAGGAAAACCCCUUUGGGGCGCACCAGAUCGAACAUCCCCCCGCCCAAAGAAGUACAACACGCGAUUGUCUCGAAAAGCCGUAGUGUGGACAAUGUGGGGUCUGCGCCCCCUCAGCCGGAGAAUCUCCACCGGAAGCUCCAAAGACAACUAACCCUGAAUCCCGCCUCUGAUCCACGACUGGUACGACGAUAUGUGGCACCACAGCCCCCAUACAUGYCGACGCCUAAUUGGGACAUGCAUCAGCAUGUGACGAGGAUCGCUUCGGCGCCGGAUUCGUACCGACCGUGGCCUCCGACAGCCCCCACUCAUAGACAUAUGCAGAGGAUGUCGAGUUGCUCUGAUCCGCAAUUAAACGUUUGGCCUCCGUUGUGGUCUCAAGGGGGACCACCGCCGCCGCCAACGCUUCAAGAAGAUGCCAGAAGGAAAUUACAUUAUCAUUUGGCGGCGAUUUUCCCUGAAGAACAAGUCACGCAAGCAAUGAGAAUGUAUCCGGACGAGACCAAUCCCCAGAAGAUAUGUGCAGCGAUUUUGUCCAUGUUUCCCAAGACUUAAUCGAGAGGAAUUUAAGGCCUUUUCUACGCACGUUUUGGAUCCACUUUUGACGAUUUGAGAACAUAUUUUCUGUGCGCGAUCUAGGGUUUUAUACUUCUAUGGGCUUAGGUGAAACUAAGUGUAUACGAGGUUAGGUCAGUUAUUAUCUAAACGUAAUGGAUUUACGACGAGGUGUAGUUUAGAUUGUCCAAAAUAACUUCAUAUUGAAGAAUUCAGAGUAAUGAUAGAGAAACUAAGUAGGUUAUUACUAAGUAGGAAUAACGCUUGCAAAGGAUUGUGGUGUCAACCCCUCUGUUUUUAUCAUGUCAAUAUAAUUAUUAAUCAAUAAGUUGAUACUAUGUAUCUCUAGUAAAAUUGUUGCAAUUUUGUAUUAUAGUAUAGUAUAUUGGAAAUUUGAUUCGUAUAGUCGACGAUUGUACAAGUCAAAUUUGAUACUAACCCAGUAUCAAUUCAAGUAUUGAUAUCGUAACUUGACGAAUACUCAAUAGAGAACUUUCUUGUAUCAUUGAAAAUGAAUCUGAAUUCGUUGUAAAUUGUGAUGCUUAAAAAUAGGUUUGUUUUUUGUAGAGGCAAUUUGUUAAAUUAACCCGUACUAUAGACUGUUCCGUCGAUGUUAAUGUGUUAUGUAUGCACGUUAAGUGUCUUUUUUUUUAGUAAAGUUGCAUAUUGCAUAGCAUUUUCUAAAUACUAAUAUUGUAAAGGAAAAAUACUCAUCAAUGUUUGUUACUGUGUGUUACAGUUCAAAAGAAAAUGCAAGUUUUGUUUUAUUUGGAAACAUGUUAUUUACAAAACGCAGAAUUAAUGUUUUAUAGUUUUAUAUUUUACUCAAUGUUAUUAACCUUGCAAUAUCUAUUUAUUUUUUAUUUUAUAAAUAUAAUUU
Molecule: messenger RNA, 2854 nt
Organism: Tribolium madens (black flour beetle)
Lineage: Eukaryota; Metazoa; Arthropoda; Insecta; Coleoptera; Tenebrionidae
Product: probable ribonuclease ZC3H12B
Exons: 3
Coding region: 148-1974 (608 amino acids)
Cellular component (GO): cytoplasmic ribonucleoprotein granule; nucleus
Molecular function (GO): mRNA binding; RNA endonuclease activity; metal ion binding
Source: RefSeq, a predicted model, not a curated record